This is a messenger RNA of Pocillopora meandrina, 717 nucleotides long. NCBI's taxonomy places the organism in Eukaryota, Metazoa, Cnidaria, Anthozoa, Scleractinia, Pocilloporidae. The record is from the annotation of a GenBank genome assembly.
AUGCAGCAGUUACGUGCAGAUCGCCACACCAAACUUUCUAAUACUCCGAUCUAUGAAUUAGACCCAAAUACUUUUAAAAUUUGCUUCCUUAAUUCAAGAUCUCUGCAUAAACAUAUUGGAGACAUACGUAGUAACCUAAACUAUUCAAAUAUGGAUAUCAAUAUAUUCUCAGAAACAAGACUGUACCAUUUAGAUAGCAAUGCCAGCUAUGCCAUGAGUGGGUAUACUAUAUUUCGAAAUGACAGUGAAUCUGCAAUACUCACUGCAAGGCCCUUUGGUGGAACAGCUGUAUACAUUAAAAUCCCCUUUAAGCCUGGAUAUCCACUGGCCAAAAACACCAAUGGAGUAGAAAUAACCAUUAUCAAAGUUGUUGCCAUUCCCCAUGUGAAUAUCAUAGGUGUGUACGGGUCACCGAAAGUGUCAGUCCGACAAAUGUGUCUAGCAUUGACCCAAAUUCUCAAUAGUUGCUGUUCUGAUUUUAAUGUUUUUCUUGGGGAUUUUAAUGUUAAUUACUUAAUUCAAAAAGAGAAAGUUCCCCUCAAUAACUUGUUUAUAAGAGAGAACAAUUACAGACAAUUGGUAUCAUCCUAUACUACUGAUAAUAGAACAACUAUUGACCAUAUAUAUACCAAUUUGCCUGAAUCACAAGUGACUGUACACAUUCUGGAAACAUAUUUCACUGAUCAUCAGGCAAUAUGUGCAUUGAUUAAAACUUGA